Molecule: messenger RNA, 5198 nt
Organism: Stegostoma tigrinum
Lineage: Eukaryota; Metazoa; Chordata; Chondrichthyes; Orectolobiformes; Stegostomatidae
Product: serine/threonine-protein kinase 10-like
Exons: 20
Coding region: 270-4481 (1403 amino acids)
Biological process (GO): protein phosphorylation
Molecular function (GO): protein serine/threonine kinase activity; ATP binding
Source: RefSeq, a predicted model, not a curated record
GCAACCUGCUGUUAGGGACUUCUGGCAGCAACGCACGAAAGGCCCCUGCAGUAUGCUCGGCAAGUGACAAUCUGCUAAGAUGUGUUUCUGCGCUUUCCAGAAGCCUUUAGAGCACGUUUUUCUCCAACCAGGGGCAGCCCUGGCCCGUGCUAAAGGGAGCUGAGAGCACCCCGAUCACGGUUUAACUGCAUGGUUUGAUUCGGGAGCUCUCUCCCUCGCGGUUUCUCGUUCCUGACAUUGAGGGGCGGGGCGGCAGAGAGAGGGGAGAGAUGUCCUUCUUGAGUUUCAUGAAACUUUUCAGACUGGGAACGGAAAAGAAGAAGGCGAAGCAGUACCAGCACGUCAGGAGAGAUGUGGAUCCUGAAAGUGUCUGGAGAGUAAUCGGAGAGCUGGGAGACGGGGCCUUUGGCAAGGUGCUCAAGGCACAGAACAGGGAGACUGGGGCCCUUGCAGCUGCCAAGGUGAUCAGUUCACUGGAUGAGGAGGAGCUCGAAGAUUACAUGGUGGAAAUUGAGAUUCUGGCCUCAUGUGAUCACUCCAACAUUGUUCGACUUCUCGAUGCCUUCUACUAUGGAAACAGCUUGUGGAUCCUCAUCGAGUUUUGCUCUGGCGGGGCUGUGGAUGCUAUAAUGUUGGAGCUGGAGAGAGGGUUGACAGAGCCACAGAUUCGCGUGAUUUGCAGACAGACCCUUGAAGCCCUUCACUACCUGCACAGUAACAAGAUCAUACAUCGGGACCUGAAGGCUGGAAAUAUCCUUCUGACACUGGACGGAGACGUUAAGUUAGCUGAUUUUGGAGUGUCUGCAAAGAACGCACACACCGUCCAACGGAGAGCAUCAUUCAUCGGAACGCCUUACUGGAUGGCCCCUGAGGUUGUCCAGUGCGAGACUUCGAAGGACGCACCUUAUGACCACAAGGCGGACGUCUGGUCUCUGGGAAUCACGCUGAUUGAGUUGGCAGAGAUGGAGCCGCCACACCAUGAGCUGAACCCCAUGCGGGUGCUCCUGAAGAUCACCAAGGCCCCUCCUCCGACUCUGGCCCACCCUUCCCGAUGGUCACCAGAUUUUAAGGAUUUCUUACGAAAGGCUUUGGAAAAAAAUGUCGACCUCCGAUGGUGCGUAAAGCAACUUCUCCAGCACCCUUUCGUGGCCGCGGUGACCAGCAACAAGCCAAUCCGAGAGCUGAUAGCCGAAGCCAGGGCCGAGGUGAUGGAGGAGAUUGAGGAAGGCAAGGAUGAUGAUGAUGUUGAUGACGACGAUACAGAGGCUCUGGCAUCCCAACUGGGCUCUGACAAUACAAUCAGUUCAGAGGAACAGGCUCCAAUGGGCCCCACCAAGAUGUCUCUGGAGGAAGAGCCAAUAAGCAAACAGCCAGUCGACCGAGGCCAAGCUGGGAGCCCCACCUUGGGCAGCGCAGCUGGCGGAUCAGUGGACUGUUCGGCUGGUUACGGAGCGUUGGGGGUGUCCGUGGAAAGCCAGGACCCGACGGUGCCGGGCGAGGGUGAGAUGGGAAUCGCCAGGGAGCUCCCAUCGGAGACCUCAGUCACGAGGUCUGAUUUCGCAGGCAGUGAGCUUCCGGUGAGCCCGUGGGGAGAAACCGGGGCGGGCGCAAAGGAUCGCAGUGCUCACUCAAGCGAGGUGGAGAAGAGGUGUGCCAGCCCAGGCAACGCCAGUGAAAGGUCUGAGCCCAUGGUGGGCAAAGCCGAUCUGGAAGAGCCCGGGCACACAGCAGCUGAAGACUCAACUGAUGGCGCACCCAACCUGGGACUGGACGGAGACGAGCUGACACUAAGCAAUGAGAACUCAAGAGCAGAUCCUACUGGCCCAUCAACUUCAGGAGGAGAGGGUCCAGCAGAGCCAGAGACUCCUGCACCAAUAUUUGGGAAGGCAGAAAGUGAAGCUCAUGGCCCAUUGAUAGGAACCACAGAAUCGGAUUCUCCAGGAGCAGAUUUCCUCCCAGAGUGGAGCCCAUCAGGUCUGGAGCCUGUUGGAGUGCUGGAAGAUAUGAGCAAUGGGCCAACACCAGGAGAGAUCUCCUCUUGUACCCUGGUACCCGGGAACGCUGAAACCAUAGAGACGGAUCGAGGCAGUUCGCACGUGGAAGGCGAUGCCCUCUCGGUCGUGAAAGGAGCGGCGAAUUCCCAGGAUUGCUGGGCCUGCGGGCAGGGUCCAGAGGAAGAAACAUCAGUCGCUCACACACAGCCACCAAGCGAAAAUGGUACGCACCAAGAGGAUGCUGCAGUGCUGCUGGAAAAGGUGGGAGAGGUUGACAGGUCAAGUGCUGAACCCGCAGCUAAGGUGCUGGAAGAGAUGACAGAGGGAGGGUUGGACUCAGAGGAAGCAAGCAAUGGCCUGCCAAGAUCUGUCGCAGCCAUCGAAACUACCGGGGCACUGCCCUCGGCUCUCACACCAAGUCGUGACAGUGGGCACUCAAAUGAAUCUCUUCGGUUCGAAGAGGCGGUAAAUCAUGUGGUGACGGAGUUGGAGAAGGCAGAGGCUGUGGGGAAAAACGAGGACAGCAUCUCGGCAGGAGGACCCGAUCGGUUCGAGUGCGAAGAAUGGACAGGGCCUCAAACCGAAGGCCAGGCGCUGGCCGACGGCAAGGACAUCGCUGAGCCGGGGGGCAGCGGCCCAGCCGAAGCUGAGGAAGACUCGGGCCGCAGCGGCGAGUUCGCCGUGGUAACCUGCGUUGUCGAGGAGCUGAUCAACUGGGUGGUCGCUGGUGAACAGACGGAAGAGGAAGGAGCCACGCCCCACGUCCUGAAAGACACGGGCCCCCAUGGCUGCGCCCACUUUGUGGAAGAGGCGGACAGCGCCGACGAGGGCACUGAAGGUUUGGCUGAGGGAUGCGAGCAUGUAGGCCGCGAGGAGGUAUCAGCUGAUAGCCAGGGAGAACAGCAGGAGGAUGAGCCAGGAGACGAGGCCAAGGUCAACGAUAUCUCACCAGGUGAAGAUACUACACACCGCCAGGCCCCACUGACACAGUUUCUUGAGCCAGCCAUUUCCAAGGAAACAGGAAGACUGGAGAAAAAUGGCCGAUCUGUGCUGAAACGAGAAGCAUACUGUCCAUCCACUGGUAUCCAUACUUGUGUUGAACUAUCGCAAGACGGGGAGACCGGGGAAAGGAGAUGUUCCUAUCCAUUUGCAGCAGACAAUAUCGAAUCUGAUGACGUCCCCCUUUGCCCUGGUGGUGUGGUUUCCAAACAGAUGCAGGGUGACCUGUUCGACGACCAAGAUCGCCCCACCCUGCGGAAGACAUUAAAGAAAACCCGGAAGUUUGUGGUGGAUGGCGUGGAAGUCAGCGUCACCACCUCAAAGGUGGUCAGCGAGGAUAACAAGAAGGACCUAGACAUGCGGUCAGCCAGGCGCCAGGAGCUGCGGGAACUCCGGCUCCUGCAGAGAGAGGAGCAGCGUCUGCAAAGCCAACUCGACCAGAAACUACAGCAACAACGGGAACAGAUGAUCCGCCAAAUUGAGCAGGAGAUGAUGAAUAAGAAGCAGUACUAUGACCAUGAGAUUGAGAACCUGGAGCGGCACUACAGACAGAUUAUCGAUCGGCUGGAGCAAGACUACGCUCACCGACUGCGCGAUGAAGCUAAACGCCUCAAAACGCAACAAGCUAAAGAGUUCUCAAAACAGCGGCAAUCACUGCAGGACAAAAAGCAAGAGCAAGAAUUCAUCCAGAAGCAACAACAAGAGCUGAAUGAGACGCUUCAAAUGAUUGUUCAGGAACGGAAGACCAGAAUUUCCUCCACGGAUUUUGAGCGGCUCAUGAGAGGGCAGCAGCUCAAGAGAGACCGUGAGGCGGUGGUCUGGGACGUGGAGCAGCGCCACCUGCAGGAGAAAUACCAUCUGUUCAAGCAGCAGGUCAAGGAGCAGUGCUCCCUGCAGAGGCAACUGCUACUCAAACGUCACGACAAGGAGAUGGAGAGAAUGGUCCACGAUCACACCGGCCUCCUAGAGGACCUGAAGAGCCACCAGGCGCAGGAGAGGACCCGGCUGCCAAAGAUGCAGCGGCAAGACAGCAAGGCCAGGCUGAACCUCUUCAAGCAGAGCCUGAAGAUCAAGGCCAUCGGGGCAGUGGAGCAGAAGGAGCUCAUCAAACAGUUUCUAGUUCAGGAAGAGGCUCGUCAGAAAGAGGAGAGGCAGCGCCAGCAGCAGAAGCAUGAUACCCAACUCAAGGAGCGGCAGAGGCAAUGUGACACCAACGUGGUGGAGUUACAGCACCUUCAGAAUGAGAAGUUGAGCCUGUUGGUCAAUCGGGAGCGAGAGAAGUUGAAGACGCUCGAUGAGGAACACACAAUGGAACUGAAGGAAUGGAGGGAGAGGCUGGCAUCCCGCAAAGAGAUCCUUGAGGAAGAGCUCAUGCGUCGGCGCCAGCAGCAGGAUGCCCCUUCCCGGCGGAGCAGUGAGCCGGACACCAGCAAGUCCUCGCUGCACAGGAUCUCCCGGUUCUUCCCCCUCCCCAGCUUCCCAUCGUAGACAGUCUCCAGGCGCUCGCCCCCCUCCCUGUGCCACUGGAGGAUACGUGGUGGCAUUCGGUGCCUGGCUAAUGAACCCCCUCCAACAACGGCCGGUGUUGUGGUAAUGGGAUGGUAAUCCAGAAGCCCUGAUUAAUGCCCGAGGACCAGGGGUUUGAAUCCCAGCACAGGGGCUACUGGCUCUUUAAAAAUCAACAAAUCUAAAACUGAAAGAAAUCCUGACCUUCCCUCCCCCAUAAGUGCCGAUAUUCAGCACCAUUCGCUACUCCUCCAAUACUGAAGCAGCCCUGUGUUCAAAUGCAACAAGAUCUGAUAAAAUCCAGGCUUGGGCUGACAAGUGGCACAUAACAUUCAUGCCACACAAAUGCCAGGCUGUGACCAUUUCCAACAAGAGAGAAUUUAACCAUUGCCCCUUGAUAUUCAUGGUGUUACCAUCACUGAAUCCCCCCUUCCACUGUCAACACCCUGGGAGUUCCCAUUCACCAGAUAGUUAGCUGGACCACCACAUAAACACUGCGGCUACUGGAGCGGGUCAGAGGCUGGGAAUCCUGCAGCGAGUAACUCCCCUCCUGACUCCUUAAACUCCACUGUCCGUAAGGCACAAAUCAGGAGUGUGAUGGAAUACUCUCCACUUGCCCCAGAUGGGGGCAACUCCAACAACAGUUGAGAAGCUCGACACCAUCCAGGGGCAAAGCAGCCGCCCUCUGGCUCGAUUGGC